UUCCGUAGGAUGUCGUGGCGUGAAGACGUAGGCUAACGGAAGAUAUCAGACCUACGGCAGGAUUUAUCUUCUGUUCAUCAUCGACUCUGUUUAAAGAGCGAACACUGGUUCUAGCAGUUCGGUGAAGUGAUUUUGGGAAACGUUAAAGCUGAAGGUUUGACGGUGAAAUGAGGCGCGCAGGUUUGGGUGAAGGAGCUCCGCAGGGGAAUUAUGUGGCCAGCGGUUACAGCGUUUACGAGGAGGAGAAUGAAGAGUUACAAGAAGGUCUUAGAGCCAAAGUAAAUGCAUUGAAACAUCUCUCUAUUGACAUUGGGACUGAAGUCAAACACCAGAAUAAAAUUUUAACGGACAUGGACUCGAACUUUGACUCAACUGGCGGUUUGCUGGGAGCCACCAUGGGCAGACUGAAGCAGCUGUCCAGAGGAAGCCAGACCAAAAUCUACUGCUACAUGCUACUUUUUGCUCUCUUUGUAUUCACUGUUCUUUACUGGGUGAUCAGACUGAGGUGAUGGAAGGACUCGUAUGAGGAUUUUGACUGCUUUCUUGACGUCCUCUACCCUGUGCGUGUGCCAUCAGACAACCCGAAUCAGGCCACUCAUGCAUUUGAUUCAGAUGAUUUAACAAAGAGUCUCUGAUGCAUUCAAUAUUUAUCACUCGACACUUGUGUAAAAUCAGGGACAGAUGUUGCCAGAUUUCCUCCCUGUCACAGGUUAGUGAUUUUAGGAUGUAAAUGUUUGUAUUAACAGUAUUCCUCGCGAGAUACAAAGGCUUUAAUACAAUGCCAAUAUGUCAUUCUAGAUAAACAGAUGUUUCCUAGGACUAAUGAUCCUAAUCCCCCAUAGUUCUAGGCAUGUAUCAUCUGAAUUUAAUUAACUGGUUUUUAUAUAAAUGCAUAAAUUCAGGCUGUGCUGCAGGUCAGAGAACAGAAAACAUUGUUUUGUCAAGCUAAUUAUUCAUCAAGCUUGUUGGUUAUGCUUUUGUAUAAACAACUUAUUGAGCUAGCCUCCUGGUCAGCACGUUCCUUCGGAAUAAUUGUAACAAGACCCUACUGAAUGCACAAAUAAUAAUAAGGAUAGGACAGUUCACUGUUCAAGGAUAUGUGGAAACAUUAAAAAUGUUUUCUGGGGGGGGGGGAGAAGUGAUGUAUAAAUGAAAAGGUUAGAAAUGAACAUCUUGUUUUUCUGCUGACUUGAGGUUUGAGUUCUGAAUAUAGAGAACUAAUUAAGCUUAAACAGCUCUGGACUAAGUGUUGGAUUUCUUACAAAAUUGUAAAUUGUGCUUUGUAAGUAAUCGGCAAUAAAUAUUGAAAGUAA
Molecule: messenger RNA, 1313 nt
Organism: Neoarius graeffei (lesser salmon catfish)
Lineage: Eukaryota; Metazoa; Chordata; Actinopteri; Siluriformes; Ariidae
Gene: bet1
Product: Bet1 golgi vesicular membrane trafficking protein
Exons: 4
Coding region: 168-509 (113 amino acids)
Biological process (GO): vesicle fusion with Golgi apparatus; endoplasmic reticulum to Golgi vesicle-mediated transport
Cellular component (GO): SNARE complex; Golgi trans cisterna
Molecular function (GO): SNAP receptor activity
Source: RefSeq, a predicted model, not a curated record